Messenger RNA from Hippocampus zosterae (dwarf seahorse), 5108 nucleotides. RefSeq names its product synaptotagmin XII (gene syt12). Gene Ontology annotation, molecular function: calcium ion binding; clathrin binding; calcium-dependent phospholipid binding. The coding region runs from base 1538 to 2821 and encodes 427 amino acids. Lineage: Eukaryota; Metazoa; Chordata; Actinopteri; Syngnathiformes; Syngnathidae. Gene Ontology annotation, biological process: regulation of calcium ion-dependent exocytosis; regulation of dopamine secretion; calcium-ion regulated exocytosis. The record is from RefSeq and is a predicted model, not a curated record. The transcript has 8 exons.
UUUUUGUUCAAUACCUGGAUAAAAGCAAGGAAAGAUUUUUUUUUUUUUUUUUUGCCCCAUAAAAUUUUUGAUAUUUCAAUAAUAAGUAGCCGGUAGAACAGCUAUACCACCAGAUGGUGCUGAAGGAUAUUAAUAAAUUGAUAUUAUCUCAACAUUACAGUUUGAGAAAGAAAGGGCCCAAAAACACUUGACGGUUUUUUUAACCAUUUUUAAUUUUCUGUGAAAAAAUACUCAAACAGCAAUAUUUAUAUUUUGAAUGUGGAAGUAAUAUCUGUAGUUUAUCAAACCAUCUGGGGACAAGAGCACCCAAUCAACCUAUCAUGCAUGUUUUUGGAAUGUGAGAAGAAACCGGAGUACCCGGAGAAAACCCACACAGGCACGGGCAGAACAUGCAAACUCCACACAGGAAGGCCACAGCCGGGAUCGAACCCAUGACCUCUGCACUGUGAGGUCAACGUGCUAACCACUCGACCACCGGGUUGUUUUUAAUUUCAUUAAUUUGGAAAAUAAUACUCCAGAAGAAUUUAAAUAGUUGACUGUUUAUUUUACUCCCCCAAAAAAAUGUCCCUCCUUUUUCUGUCGGGAACAUACCGAAUGCUUAUCUGUAUUUUUUUCAGGUUUUUAAAAAUAAAUCAAUGAAAAUCCUAGAUGGGAGGGGGGCAAAUUCGUGAAAGGGCCACUCAAAAAUGCGGCAGUUGCCCUUCCUUUGUCAAUUUACUCCCACCGUGGGUCAGAUUGCUACAAAGUUUGAAAAUGAAAUUAACGGCAUUGGUAUAUUUUCCCCGAGAGUUUUUUUUUUAAUGCUGAAAGUGAAGAUUUUUAGAACACUGAUUGGAAGUGAUCCCAGUCUCCAAUUAACGACAGACGACUGUUUUUCACAGUCGAAAAGUGCAGCCGGCAAUUCAUAUGGUGUCUAUUAGACGAGAGGCAGCGGUGUCAUAAUGCCUUAAACCAACCGUUCGAUGAUCAAUACAGAAAAGUGGACUAAAUAUAUACCGAGUACUGUACACACCGGUCACGCGAACAUCCCUCAGGAAUAAAUAAUAAAAACGGUUGCGGCACUGCUGUAAUUAUUCCUCAUCGGCCAAAUGUUCCUUGAAUUCUUUGCGUGUGCAUCUUCUUCCUCCCUGACUGGUGCUUACGAUGAAGAGGCGGAGGUGAGAAGUUGUUCUGCAGGGACAGUGUGUGCGUGCGCGUGCGUGUGCGUGUGUGUGUGUGUGUGUGUGUGUGUGUGCAGUGCACAACGAAAUGCCUCUAGCAGCAUCUUUCUUUGCAGACUCCAGCGAGCUGCGGCACAAGCAGGCUACUCCCCUUCAUCGCUCUUUGUCUUCCUCCGAGCAAGCUCCUCUGAAGUCGAUCUCGUCUUCCUUCGCCGCUGCCGCCGCCUCUUCUUCUUCUUCUUCCUCCUCCGACAGCAUCCGCCGGCACUGGAUGGAGAGCGGCGCCUGAAGAGAAACGAGAGCGGUGGUGGAGUUGCUUCGUCCAUCCUCCUCCUCCUGCUGCAGCAAACAAGAAAGUCCCGGCCGGCUGCUGCGCCAUGUCUGCUCCUCCGACUGGGGAUGUCUCGGGCUACCAUCUGAGUGUGGUGCGUAACCCGCCGGGCUGGGAGGUGGGCGUCUACCUGGUGGGCUUUGUGGUCCUGCUGGCCGCCGCGGGACUGAACAUCUGGAAGCUGUGGAGGUCCGGCACCUUCCCUGCACCGUCACCCUUUCCCAACUUUGACUACAGAUAUCUGCAGGAAAAAUAUGGAACCUCCUUCUCUGAAGUACGACAAAAGCGGGUGGCAGCCAAUAACCACCGGCGGACGUCGACGGCGUCCAGCCGCAAGCCCAGCCUGGGCCUGGGCGACACCCCGGACGCCCUCAGGGAGCUGGGACAGCUGGAGCUGAUGGGCCGGGACCUGGACCUGAGCGGCGCGGCCCAACUCAACCGCUCCGUCUCCACCGACUCGCUGAGCUCCAUCUCGUCCGUGGCCAACAACUUUGGCCACGACUUCACGGUGGGCCAGCUGGAGGUGACGCUGGAGUUUGAGCCCGCCCGGCAUGCCGGCCAGGGGACGCUGCACAUUACCGCUCAUCAGGGCAAGGACCUGCUGGAGAAAGAGGAAGGAGACUUUCCGGGAUGCUUUAUCAGGAUCUCCUUGGGGCCGGAAGAGCUCAACGUGGGAGUCACCAGGGUGCAGACGAACGCGUUCACCGUCAUCUUCGACGAGAGGUUCUCGGUGGCGAUUGACGUGUGCGCCCUGGAGGAGCGCAGCCUCCGUUUCGCCGCCUUCGGAAUCGAUAGCGAAGAAAGGAACAUCAGCGCUGGCGUGGCUGAACUCAAGCUGUCGGACCUGGACCUCACCAUCAGACCCUUCAAUGCCUGGCUCUACCUCCAGGAUGUCAACAAAGUUGUUGACGCUGUGGGGGAGAUUCUGCUGUCGCUCAGCUACUUGCCCACGGCAGAGCGCCUCACUGUGGUGGUAGCCAAGUGCAAGAACCUGCUGUGGACUGACGGCAAGAACACUGCAGACCCGUUUGUCAAAGUCUACCUCCUGCAAGACGGACGAAAGAUAAGCAAGAAGAAGACCUCCACCAAGCGGGAUGACACCAACCCCAUUUUUAACGAGGCCAUGAUCUUCUCCGUGCCGUCCCUCGUCUUGCAGGAACUCUCUUUGCGAGUCACCGUGGCCGAGUCGUCCGACGACGGGCGGGGCGAGAACCUGGGCCACGUGAUCAUCGGCCCCGAGACGGGCGGCAUGGGGAUCACCCACUGGAACCAGAUGCUGGCCACGCUGAGGAAGCCCGUGUCCAUGUGGCACCCACUGCGCAGGAUCUGACUUGAAGGGGAAACUCUGACUUCCCAAUGCGAGAGCUAACUCAAGAAUACCACAUUUCGGAGACCGAAGUAUGCCAGUGGCGGGCCAUGCGAUUGCCCUUCAGCAUGGGGGCCUUGUCAGACUUCAUCCACCUCUAAAUACCACCACUAUCAUGUCAACCGCAAAAAAAAAUCAUACCUCACGACAUUUCGCUUUUCUGCAAAAGUCUGCCUUGAAAACUGAUUUUCACGUACGGCGAACACCCGCAAAAAAUCUGCCAUGCUUCUAGCAUAUACACAAGUGUUGAAACCUUGUCACUUAAAAGGCUUGCAGUCAGUCGUUCAAUUAUACGUACCGAACAGAAUCAGAAUCAUCUUUAUUGGCCAAGUAUGUAGAAAUUUGUCUCAGUAUAACACGCUACAUUAGUAUCAUCGUAAACAACAAAAUCAUUGAACCAUUUUAGAGUGACCAGUAGCUGUAUUUGUGGUACAGUGACUGUUUAGGGAGUUAAUGGCUAGAGGGAAGAAGCUGUUUAAGUGUCUACUGGAUUUGGUGCGCAUGGAUCUGUAGCGUCUGCCUGAGGGGAGUAGCUGGAAAAGGUGGUGGGCAGGGUGCGGGGGAUCCAGGAGGAUUUUCCGUGCCCUUGUCUGGAUUCUUGCAGUGUGCAAGUCCUCAAGAGUGGGUAGGGUGGUGCCAAUGAUUUUUUUCCGCCGUCCUAACUGUCUGUUGAAGUCGGAUUUUAUUCUUUUUUUUUGUGGGGGCCCCAAACCAAACCGUGAUGGAAGAACACCGGAUUGAUUCGAUGACUGCCGUGUAGAACUGUCGUAGCACCUCCUGUGGCAGGCCAUGCUUCCUCAGCAGCCUCAGGAAGUACAUCCGCUGCCGGGCCCUUUUCAGGAUGGAGAUGGUGUUGACUUCCCACUUCAUGUCCUGGGAGACUGUGAUUCCCAGGAACUUGAAGGUCUCGACGGUUGACACAGGGCAGUUGGAUAGUGUGAGGGGCAACUGUGGAGAAGAAUGCUUCCUGAAGUCCAUGAUCAUCUCUACAGUCUUGAGCGUGUCCAGCCCGAGGUUGUGUCGGCUGCACCAGAGCUCCAGUUGCUCCACUUGUUGGCGGUACGCAGACUCGUCGCCGUCUUCGAUGAGACCGAUGACCGUGGUGUCAUCUGCGAACUUUAUGAGUUCGACAGUUGGAUCUGUUGAGGUGCAAUCGUUUGUGUAGAGGGAGAAGAGCAGUGGAGAGAGGACACAUCCCUGUGGGGCUCCAGUGCUUGGUGGUGCGUGUUGAUGACGUUGUUGCUCCCAGUCUCACCUGUUGUGUCCGUCCCGUCGGGAAGCUGAGGAUCCACUGGCAGAUCGUAGGGGACACACCGAGGUGGAGAAGUUUGGGGGUGAGGAGUUCCGGGAUGAUGGUGUUGAACGCAGGGCUGAAAUCCACAAACAGAAUCCUUACGUAGGUCCCUGUGCUCGAGGAUGUCGUGCAGACCUAUGUUGACUGCGUCUUCCACAGACCUGUUUCCCCGGUCGGCAAACUGGAGAGGGUCCGAUUAGCUCCGAAAAACCUUGUGCAUUUUCUUGUGCUGGUGAAAAAAGACUGAGCGUAGACUCCCCAAUGCGCAGCAACUUUUCCCUCGUGCAAGUAAGCCGCUCAGGUUCGCCAAAAACUAAAGAAAAACGGGUAUCAUACUAGGGAGUGUGUGACCUAGGCUGCCAUACCUGUGGGUGCCUGAUGACAAUACAGAUUACUGCUUCUCACCACCUAUUUCAUUUUUGGAUGCUGACAUGAGUGGUUUCAUUUGUAUAAUACCUUGCCCCCACGCCACCCCAAUAAGAUUGUUCCUCCACUGGCUGUGGCUUCGGAUUGCAAGGAAAUGACUCUUGGAGUCUACCUGACUUGACGGCUUGGUGCAGUGUUUGGUAUGCUUUUGAAGAAACACAAUCCAGGUACUCUUUAUCUCUCCAGGUCAUCUACCGUAAUUGUAAUUUGUAGCAGAUGUUGCAGGGUGGCAGAAUCCGAAUGAGCAGGACAUUAUAAUCGGUGUAAUAAAGUCAUGUCGCAGUUUUGCUUAUUUGUUUUUCUGAACCGUCAUUCUUGCAAUAGUAGUCGCGUUGACAUUAGAGUGUAAAUAUUGUUUCUUGCAAAUUUCAACUUGGUCCCCGUCAACUGUGGUUUCCACAAUUUACACUUCAAGUCGAAAUUUCUGGAAGAAAAAUGCCUCAAAAGUUUAAAUAAACGUGUGAGAGUCGGGGCCGGCGUGUGUUUUGUUUUUUGAAAAUGUGUAUAAAUAAAUACAAUGAUUAAUGCAUA